This is a messenger RNA of Bacillus rossius redtenbacheri, 5820 nucleotides long. RefSeq lists its product as uncharacterized. Bases 131 to 1477 code for a protein of 448 amino acids. Lineage: Eukaryota; Metazoa; Arthropoda; Insecta; Phasmatodea; Bacillidae. The transcript has 9 exons. The record is from RefSeq and is a predicted model, not a curated record.
GACGACGCGAGGCAGUCUCGCGCGCGGAGGCGUGGUCCUAUCUGCCUGUGCUCGCCGGCCCGGGUAUUGAUCAACACCUCUCUCCCGCAUGCCACGCAUACCUGCAGUGGUCCGAGCGCAUUGACCCGCGAUGAUGGUGGACGCGGUCCCGCCGGGCGCCGCCAAGGGGGCGGGCGUGAGCAGCCUCGUGGGGCGCACCCGCGGGCUCAUCAGGCUGCGGCUGCGCUCCGUGCUGGACGGCAGCAGCGACCUGCUGACGGGCAUCUCGUCGCGGCUCGAGUCGGCGCUCAGCCUGAGCACCGAGUCGCUCAGCGAGACGACGGGGUCGGCCGGCGAGCAUCAGCGAGGGGCGCGCCGGCCGGAGGUGUUCACGAGGAAGCUGCGCUUCCCGCACUUCGGGUCGGGCCUGUCCUUCGAGGACUACUCGGCCAUCGCCCGCCACCGCCACGAGAAGAAGAGCAAGGAGGACCCGGGGAGCGGCGCCGGCGGCGGCAGGAGGCUGUCGGCGCCCGACGACAGGUCGCGCGCGUCCGGCGACGCCGACGCCGACGCCGCGACGCCGUGCGCCGAGUACGGCCAGCACGCGGAGCUUAGGGCGACGGGACCCGACCCCUACGACAAGCUCCACUACAGCACAGAGGCCCCCAGCAGCGGCUCGGCCAGCGAUGGCGACGGUUACGGCCCCAGCACCAGCCUCGAGUCCUCCGAGAGGAAGUACUGGGUUCGCUCCGGUUCGGAAGGCUCGGUGCAGUCGUGGGCGUCCAGCCUCAGCUUCGACAGCCAGCACGACGAGAUGACGGCGGAGGCCGUGGAGUUCAUGCGCAAGUUCGUGGCCGACCUGUUUGCAGACAGCUCCGACAUCAGCCUGCAGCAGAAGUCCAAGUUCGGGCAGCUUUCGCAGAACGAAGCAGGUCGACUGUGGUUCGCGAGGUUCGUAAAUGCCCAACGAGUCCACAACAAGAAGGUGGACGAGACCACUUUCUACAGCCUGGUGCAGUACUUUGCCAUCGUGCUGUUCGAGUGCGCGGACGCCGACGACUUCUCCCCGGCCAAGUCCCUCAUGAACAUGUGCUUCACCUUCUACCACGAAGUGGACGUGCCCGGCUGCGAGCCGUACAAGGAGUACCUCUACACGUACCUGCGCGACCAGGCCAUCUGGCACAGCCUGCGCUUCUGGAACGCGGCCUUCUUCGACGCGCUGCAGUGCGAGCGGGUGCACCGGCCCGUCGUCACCAAGGAGGACGUGCGCCACUACAGCCUGGAGGCCGUCACCGACGAGCGGCGCUACCAGGAGAACAUCACCUUCGGGCAGCUGGGAACGUUUACCUGCAACAUGCACGCGUUUGGACUGAGCCGUGAGCUGUGCACGGAGUUUCUGAGAAAGCAAUGCAUCAUUGCCAACCUCAGCGAAGAACAAGAGAAGAUGCUGAGGGACAACAUUGACAGAAUGUACAAGGAGACGGAUCCCUGGCGGUAGUUCCGCAACUCCAUACAUUCCGGAGCGAGCACACCGACUGAUCCGUGUUACGGUUCCCGUAGAAUGUUCACAGACAUGCCACCCUUGAAGCAAUAAAAUGACAGACUAGCUUGUGAAGUCUCCCUCUUCAACCACUACACAAUAAUUUUUUUUUUAAUUAAUCUAUUUUAGGCACAUUAAAAAAAUUAUGACAGGUGAAAUUUUACGUCGCGCAUGCACCACGCUACAUACAAAUAAAAAUUAUAUAUGUUCUUUUAAAUUAUAUACUUUAAUGAUUGAUAUUGAAUACUGUUACAUAUAAUUAAAAUAAUUUAUUGUCAAUAUUAGUGAUAGAAAUUGUGUUAAUAAACUUUCUCAAAUGUAUUUAUAUAAGUGAGGUUAUGUUCCCGUUUGUAUAACGAUGUUAGGUUGUUUGUAAGCUCCCAUUGUCGCUGGCAGGGAGUGUUUGUGGAAGGUUAAGUAGUCUCCUGGCCGUUUUCAUGGGAGUGUUUGUGAGGUUAUGUUCCUGUAUGUAUAAUUUAUUUGCAUCAUAAAUUAUUACAUUAUUAUUUAACAAACUAGAAUAAUAAUUCAGCAUAUUAAAUGAUUUUCAGUAUUAAAAUUUAUCUUGAUUAUUUUACUUAGUUAAAUAAGUAUUUUAUACGUGUGUUUAUAUUAAUAUUGAAUACCUACUGAAUAUUUUAUCAAAAUUUUUAAUUUUAUUGAGAUUAUACAUUACCAACCGUAUUUAUAAUAUCACUCCAUUCCUUUUGUUUUUCUAUUAAUUAUUUGCAUGCAAAAUUAGUAUUUUUUUUAUUAAGCCAAGUAACUUUAACGUCUAACACGCAUAUAUAAAUACACGCACCCAAUCUUUUAUUUUAUAUUUAAUGUCACAUAGCUGGAAAGUAAUCUAGAACCCUAGUCUUAUAUGGCAAAUUGCACAAAAACCUGCCUUUUUUCCCCACUGAUAGAACAAUGUUCAACUUUACAAGAUGCUGUGAUAAAAUGCCUGAAGCGAGAUUGACAUGACAAUCAAGCACACAUGUUAAUUAGGAUCUAUCUUCAUCCUUUGAAUUGCAGCAGUUCAGCUGAUGUGUUCUGACUGCUACAGCAAACUGUGUUACAGGAAAAAUUUCUGUCGUGUGACAAGGUAUUAAACUGAUAUGUAAUAAGCCACUAGGAAACCAUAAUUUUCCUAACAGUUUAAAAAUCAAAUAAAUCUCGCAACCUUAAUAAUCAUUGAAACAUUUAUUCAUUUGUAACAUGCCUGUCAACAGUUGAAUAACUUUUGAGAAUGGCCCAAUACAAAUACAUACUAGGUAUAGAAAAACAUAGCUCUAAUUGACAGGACAAACAAACAUUAACAAGACUAUACAUGGGAAAGCACUGAAUAGUAUAGGGUAGGCACUACAUACAUUUACUGACACCAUCAAUUACCAGUUUAAGGCACACACUGCAAGAUAAAGUCACAACUAAGACAAACACAAUAUUAUAACAUAACAUGCACCGGUAACAGGUGAAAUUAAAAAUAACAACACAAUAAUCAUGUAGUUAGAUAAAAAUAAUUUUAAAGUUACACUAACUAAAACUUAUACAAAAUUAAAAAAAUUAAUAGAGACUAAUAAAAUUAAUAUUAGUAGAGAAGUAGAUAAAAAAUUUGUACAAUCCAAUGAAAUCAUCUACUUAUUACAAUUAGUUGUAGAUAGUUGAGUCAAGAAAUAAAUUGCUUAUGUUUAUCUUGUUUGCUGAAGUUGGUAACUAAUCUAUAAAUAUCAUUUUUGUUCCCCAAAUAACAAAAUAAGAAACAAAGAUGAUGAACUGGAGAACUCUUAAGGCGUACUUUCACAUAAACAUUUAAAGUUGUGUUUAUAAUUGGUACGUAUAGAAAUUACAAACAAAAAGAUAAUCUAAAUUGACAUUAUGUUCAGAAAACAAAAGUAAGUUAGGUUGAGUAUUGUGUUUUUGUUGAGUAGGUAUUGUGUUUUUGAGUAGUAAUUUUAAGAAAUGUUAUUUCAAAUCAAUAUCUGUAUUAUAAUUUUGAUUGAAAUUGUGUGGAAUAAACAUUAGAAGGAUAGGUACCUAGGUGGUAAUAUAGUUAAUGCUAUGGUUCUGUUUAUCUAAUUUAUGUAUAGUUCAACCUCACAGUUUAAAUUUUUCUAGUGAAAGAUAUAAUUUAGUUUUUUUGAUGUUACGGCUAGCAAAAAUUUUGAUUACACCAUUUACAAUUUCAGAUUGGAAUAGAUAACAAUUUUUUAUUGACAUAAUUAUUCUAUAAAUUUUUUACAUCAGCAGCAAAUAAUUCAGAACCAGAAUUACAUUGUUAAUGAAAACAGUGAAUAAUAACAAACAUUAAAAGACUGAAUAGUUACAGUCAACUGUAAAUUAAAUUUAUGUGAUGGUGAUGUAACUUACUUUCUCUCUUAUACUCCAUAAUCCAGAGUUAUUUCAAUGGUUUUAAGUUGUGUGUAUUAAAGUGAUCGAUAUAACAAGAUCUUCAAGUUUUUCUAAUGCAGCAACUUGUAUUUUAUUUUACACUCAUUAAGAUUUUUGUGUGUAUAGUUAUUGUUUUGGAAAACAUUACAUAAAUUGGUUUUCGUAAGGUCCAGUGAGUGAAAUUGGAUCCAUGAAAUGUUUCAGAAAAAAAUAAACUGGUUUUUUCAGUCUUACUUAGAUGUCAUUAUGGCUUAAUCUACUAAAUAGCCUAAAUAGUGAUCAGUUAUUUUAAAGGCAAAAUGUUGUGCCCCAUUAUUUUUACAACUCAUUCCAAUACAAUUUGUUUAAAAUACUAAUGUGUAUGCAGAUAAAACUUGUAAAAUUUUAUUUUAGAAAGUUUUCAAAUUUACUUGCUUCAUUUAAGUAACUACCUAUUAUCUGUCUUAAUAGUUCAUUAAAAAUAAUUAAUAUGUACAAACAACUUGAAUUCAAUAUUCUCUAAUAGACUGUGCAUUGGGCUGGAUUUCCAGCCCUAUUCAAAAAGCAUACCUAUUUCAUUAAUUCUACCAUGUGUGUGUGUGUAUACAUAUCUUUAUACGAACAUAGAAAAACUUUCUUUUCUCAGUGCAUCUGCCUUUUUACUAGCAGUUCUCCAAUUCCUGUACAAAUUAAUAAUAGUAAUAAGAACUUUAUGGUCCGUGAGCACUUUAAAGUUUUUCAAAAUUCAUUUUUUCUUAGAGAUAUUUUACGUUUUCUCAAUUAUCCCCACAUAUAAACAUAUCAAAUAACUAUCUUCAAGCAAUUAUAUACACCUUGACGGCAUGACUAAAAUGAAGCCUGUUCCAAAUCUAUAACUUAAUUCAUAGAUUUCUAGUAAACCAUUUUUUUUAAACCUUACAGUUUUCUUAUAUAAUAAAGCGUAUCCCAAAAUCUUACUAUCUGACUAUUUCGAAACUUUUACAGAAUAUAGAAGUGACGCAUGGCCUUUAUCUAAAUUAAAAUUGUAAAAAAAAAAAAUAUUCAGACAUUUUCUAUAUAUUUUUGAAGGAAAAACUGAGUUAUGACAACAUUGUGUACAUACAUCCUGAAUGGUUUCUAUUAAUAGUUUGGUUUUUAUACUUUGUAGGAAAUGAGUAUUAACACAAGAUUCUUUUCAAUUUGUUUAUAUUGACUUCCUUCUAUCAAUAUUGAAAAACUUUAAUUUUCUGUGCAAAGCCAAGUACCAUAGCUAGUAUAUAACAAUUGUGCAUGCUGUGAACAUUCUCCAUGGGAAGAAUUCCUGUUUAGUCAAUUAAUGAUUCUUGUUACAGGUUUACCUUUGAUGAUUUUGAAGGGAAACUGCUUUUUUUUCUUCUUCUCAGGAUAUAAAACUCUGACUGAAUAUUUGAGUGUUUGAAAUGUAAGCUAAUUUGAUACAUUAUUUAUAACACUAUUUGUAUAAGUUUAUGGCUGCAAAAUAAAAUAUAUCCAUGUCUUAACAUAAUAAAAGCUAUCAUGAGAAUGAUUAUGUGAUUACUAUUGGUGUAAAAAUCAGUGUUGCACCUUACUGCAAUUCUAAAAAUUUCAAAUGGCAGCAUGAGUUACUAGUAGGUACCAUGUUACAGCAAACAGCUCAUAGAAGUUUCAGAUUAAAAUUAUUCUUACCUACUAAUAUGGUUUACUUUGCUUCUUUUCCCAGUAAUAAUUAAAUGAAGACCAAAAAUAGUUAAUUUUAAUGUCUUUCUGUAUGUAACAGUGAUUCACCUGGUAAAAAAUUUCAAGGUGUAAUAAUUUGCAUAGCCACUAAAAAAAGAAAAAUGCACUGAUAUCAAAACACAUUGUUACAUCGCUUCUCAUCACAGCAUUUAUUUGAAGUAAAGAAAAAAAAACAACACUAAUGUAUUUUUUGAAUGCAAUUUCUUUAAGCAAUAAAGUGUUCAGAUAUGUAAUAA